AUGGUGCGCUACAUACUGUCUCAAAGCAGUGUCUGUCAGAUCACUCAAGGAUAUAAAAACAGUCAGCGACUCAGCGCAGAUACAAAUCGUGGAUGUACGAACUUCUUGAAUACAAAUGUGAAACACGAUCGACAGAAUCAGCGUUUCACAGUCACUCUUGACUGCGGCGGAGCAGUGAGUGGUGCAGUACUGAAAUACACUGUCAGUCAUGAUCAGCAGGUGGAGUUGAUCUCUACAGAGGUUCCUGAAUCACACAGGGGUAAAGGUGUAGCAGCACACCUGGCAAAGGCUGCUCUGGAUUUUGUUGUUGAAGAAAAGUUGACAGCGAGGAUAUCCUGUUGGUACAUUAGAAAAUAUGUGGAUGAAAACCCACAUCUUGGAUACCAGGCUUAUAUUGAAAAUAAAUAAAAGAAGAAUUAAACAAUGCCUUAACAGAAGGUUUUACAUCUUACCUCCUUCACAGCCAGACUCCUUGCAGUCUUAUGACAGGAUGCACAUAGUAGUUGGAGACUACAAGUAUACCAGUUAAAA
Labeo rohita (rohu) is the source of this 531-nucleotide messenger RNA. RefSeq names its product protein NATD1-like. The record is from RefSeq and is a predicted model, not a curated record. NCBI's taxonomy places the organism in Eukaryota, Metazoa, Chordata, Actinopteri, Cypriniformes, Cyprinidae.